AUGGGAGUAGAGGAGAAAUUAGUGACAGUGGCGGGGACGCCAUUGGGGGAGAGGAUUGGGAAUGGUGAGUGGUGCCAGGAGGAGAGGGCAGUGAGAGAUCGGAAUCUCCUCCAGGUUCAAGACCAUGAUCAGCCCAUUCUGUGGAAAGUGCAGUUCAACUUGGGCAAUAGCAGUCGGCCCAGCAACCAGUGCCGGAACUCCAUUCAAGGGAAGCACCUCAUCACGGACGAACUAGGAUACGUUUGUGACAGGAAGGCUUUGCUGGUGAAUGGCUGCUGUAACGUCAACGUCCCGGGCACCAAGCAGUACUGCUGUGAUGGCUGCUUGUCCAAUGGCUGCUGCAGCGCGUACGAGCACUGCGUGUCCUGCUGCCUGCAGCCCAACAAGCAACUUCUCCUGGAGCGCUUCCUCAACCGGGCAGCUGUGGCAUUCCAGAACCUCUUCAUGGCAGUCGAGGAUCACUUUGAAUUGUGUUUGGCUAAAUGCAGGACCUCAUCCCAGAGCGUGCAGCACGAGAACACCUAUAGGGAUCCCAUAGCAAAAUAUUGCUACGGAGAGAGCCCUCCUGAGCUCUUCCCAGAGUGAUGGGUGCAGAAGACUUGCUGAGCUCACGCAGCCGAAUCACUUGCAGCCUGAAGCCAGGCCUCAGCCAUCGCUGGUCCCUUGGAAGAAGAGAGAGGUGUUGUGCAGAAACCUUGGCUUUGAACACUUCUUGGGCUACUCUUUGGCUUCACUCCCUGACAGGCUUUACGAGAUGGGACUGUUCCGUAAAGCAGCUUGGAAACACCGAGUCACAUUUGAAAAAGACAAAACUGCAGAUGACCUUGCGGAGAAUUUGGCGCUGUGGCCACCUCCACCAUUGUAGCUGCUUGGGGACCGACGGUCAUUCAGUGCUCAUCUGGACCCUUCACUGUAAAGUUAUUUAUUGGAUUUCUUUGUAGUAUUGGGAAAAUUAUAAUUUUUGUAUUGGGAAAUGCCUUGAUAGUCGAAUAUAUUCAAGGAAAUUGUUGUUGCUGUUGUUUUCUUGUGUUCUUGAGUUUCAUGAGUUAAAUCAUCCCUUCACCCAGAUAAAAUGGCCUCUAAGAACGUGCGUGUUCUCUCAAGGUAGUUAUUUUGGUUUAGUUUUAUCAGCAUCCUCAGGAGUGGGCCCUGAACACCGUAUGCUGACAUCUAAAAUUGUCUGCAAUCUCAAAGACACUGUUCCAUUCUAAUCUGGUGCCAAGUUUCCAGCAGCUGGCACCAUGUGCUUUCAGAUUUUUUUUAGAGAUAUCUGGGAUACUUGUAUACCUCUGUGUGAGCAUCAUUUUAAAGGGAGUCUGACAUACUGUUCCAGAAGAUUUUGUUCUUGUUUCCUUUGAAGCAACUGGUCUGCUCAGCUGUGGUCCAGGGGAGCCUCGGGACCAUCACCACAGCCUCCUCUCCUCCUGUCAUGGGAACCUGGUGUCAAGGCGAUUCCUCCAUGGUGCUGCAUCUAGCAGCUGGCUAUAAGAAGUUUUCCUUUAUUGCUUUCAGCUUCGUGAAUGUUACAGGUACAGACAUUCGGUUUCCCUAUGAUUUGCAAAGAAGAAGAAAACCCAGGUUUCUGGCAAGGAGCUGUAAGAGACUCAGCCACUGCCCUCAGUGGGGUGAGUGAACGAGUGCCGGAAGUGCGAGCUGCUGGUCCACAUGCUCCAGGUGUGCCCUGUGUUUCUAGAACAACACUAAACCAAUUGGUUUGAAAUGUUAGAUCCCAAGAAAUGUAUUCAGCUUGCAGGGGACUUUUUGGGAACUCUGUAUUCCUUGGUGCUAAAGCAAACUGUAUGUGAAAGAAGUGCAUCUGGACGUUCUGCCAUCUCAUCGUCUGCCGUAAUUGAUGUGAGAUUUGAGUGUGUUUGCUGUGGUCACUGGUAUCAGCCUCUCAUUUGAGCUUAUUUGAACUCUUGAGCAAUAUAACAUUUAACGUGAAAGGAGUUACGUCAAAGGUUACCCGUGGAUGUUAACUUUGUACGUGAAUAUUGACUUGGCACACUUUGCAUUUUUCAUGCUUCCACAAACAGUAUCCACAGCCCGUGAUAGAGAAUUAAGCUCACUGUGUUUCCACCUCCUAGAUGAGGCAAUAGUCAGAGGUGAAGUGACUUCUCAGAGUCCCCGCUGAGAUUUAAUGACAGAAUCAAAACAAGAACUUCAUCUGGGUCCCGGGUCCACUGUCCUUCCCACUGCCUCUCGCCAGCUCCAAUGCUGACUCAUCCAUAAACAUCCCCCUAAGAGCGUGUAGAUUUCAGUUGUCCAGGCCAAAAGGGGAGAGGUGGCACAAAUGGCCAGAUUGGGUCGAUAAGCCAAAGGUCAUUUUCAUUUGGCCCUGAAAUAUGUUUUUUGUACUUAAGUCAGUUAGGGGCAUGUUCACUGUUUUGGAAACUCCCGAUGCUGCAGAGGACAUAAUGAAAUCACCCAAGAACCUGGACUGGCAUCCCCAGCCUUCCAACCCAGGACCUCUCCCUGCUCUCCAAACCCUGGUUUGUUUCUGGUUGCCCUGACUGAGGGUUUCUAGAAUUAGAGACCUUGUCUUGGUUUUGUAUGCCCAGAACCUAGCAAAGUGCAUGAUACACGCUGGAAUUUUAGGAAAGGAUCAAAGAAGGGACAUAACACCUUUAAUUUAGAAAAAGAUUAUUAAAUAUUGAGUGUUUGAAGCUAAACGUAGUUGGGUAAUUCAAAGCUUUUCCCCCAAUUCUGAAUCUUAAUCACUGUGCUUCCUGCUGAGGCAGUAAAGAUGAAAUAUGUCAACUGGGAGAGGAACAACCAGUAAAGUGGGGAAAGGGCGCUGAGAUGGGCAUGAACAAAGGAGAGAAUGACCUGCCUCCACGGGACCAGGGACUCUGGGUGGCUUUGCUGGAGCUGGCAUUGAAGGAGAGCUUGACAGCUCUUGGGAAGCAGAGGAUGGUUUUAGAGCAGUGAAUGUGAUAUCAGACUGCUGCUCCUAAGAACCAAUGUGGGGGGCCUUGGGGCUAUAUCUUGGUUGGUGUAGCUGCAAAGGAACUCAGGAAGGGUCACAUCAUAUCCUUUUUCCAUCCAGAUUUAUAGAUAAAUUGUACAUAUACAGAGAUGCUGCCCGUUUUGUAUCCUCACAGUAAUUUUAUUACUAUUUUUAAAAGAAUUCAUGGUAAAGAUAAAAAAUUUCAGAUUAAGAAAUAUGUAGAGAUGAAGUAAUAAUCUAAAAUCACAUAUCCUAGAGAUAAGUCCGUUGUUUUCCCUCAUGACUUUGUAAGCAGAAGUGAGAGCACUUUUUCCUCUUGAAAACGGUCCUAUAAUGGACAUCCUUGUAAGUUACAAAUAGGCCCAUAUAAUGUUUAAUACAUGGUGUCAAUUUCAUGGAUAUACAAUAAUGUUAUUAAUCCCCUGCUGAGCACGUUUAGCUUACUACCUUUUUUGCUAUUACCAGUAAUGUGUUGAUAAUAUGCUUUUACAGACACAUUUUUAUAUUUGAUAACUUCUCACCAAUUUUUACUCUCACCUGUACUACAUGGGAGUCUCUUUUGCCAUACUCUUGAGAACCCUGUUACCAUUUUUAACUCUUUACUGAUGGAUCUCAGUGUCCUAAUUUGUAUUUAAUUUCUAGUGAGGUGAGCCCUUUCCCAUGUUUUGGUUGGCCGUUUAUUGUUCAGACAUGAAGUGCCUCUUGGUGACCCUCACAGCAUUUUUGCAUGAGAGAAGCCUAAGCCCCUUUCCUUUCCUUCCUCAGCCCUGUGCUACACCUACCUACUGUGUAUACAGAAGCAAGUAGCUCCUGUGUUAACUAACUUUUCCAGCUGAUGGAGGGCAGCGAACAGGGCCAGUUUUGUCUGGAGACAUUUUUGUCAUAAUGGUGGGGAUGUGGUACGUCGAGUAGAUGGAGGCCAGGGAUGCUGCCUGAACACCCUGCCAGGGCCCAGGACAGCUCCCAGGACACAGCAUUACCCGGUUCCAAAUGUCAGCCAGAGGCCCUUCUCCCAGGUCGUGUUUCCCCCUUAGGUUGAACAGAAGAGCUGCAGGAGCUGCAGGCUGACUUUAUUAUGUCCCUGCCCUUGCUUUCUGCGGAGCUGAAGUGCUGCUGAUUAAAUUAUCCUGAAAUCCCACAGGACCUGCUACUUCCUCGCAGGUCUCUCGCAGCCCAGUGCUGCCUCCAGGAACAACAUUAUUACUCUGCUAUGGUGUCCUUCGCACACUGACACGACCCAGGUGCCGGCACCCUCCCCUCUGCAGUGACCUGGAGGUUUAUAUGCAGCGCCCUCCCCCUCCCCUCUGCAACCGAAUUGCUUUCCCCAGGACUGCCACAGCAGCUCUUUUCACGGAGGGACUUGAGUGGUGGGGGGAGGGAGGAUGGGAAAUGCCACUGCAGAUUCCACUUGGAAAACUAGUCAUUCUAUAAAAAGGUACCACAUAGUAAAUAGUAAUUAUUUUUAAAAGCCAGUGGUGUUAGGAGAGUUCUUUCUACACACUUUUCCAACUAGCAUGUCACCGCAUUGUCUCCCAGGCCUUUUCCUGUGGGCCUUUUUCUUGCAGUUUGUCCGUGGUGUGAGUACAGUUUUGGGUCCCUGUUUUCUCUCAGUCACGUGUCUGCGACGUUCCUUGUCCAGUCUGCGUCCACAUGAAGAACAGGAGAGUGGAACCUCAUCACUUACCUGUGUGUAUACACCUUGAUUCAGGUCUUUGUUAAAGCAGGAUGGCUGGACUUUGUACGAUGAAAGUACAGCCUUUAAUAUCAUAAUAAAACAAUGUGGCCAGUUACAACCGAUGGGUGAAGCAGUUCAUUUAGAUAUUUGAACAGGAGUCCAGUUCUAUUUUUUCUUAGGACUGACUGCACGACUUGGGGCCCCAAGGGACCAGAACACAUCACUGCUAGAAAUGCAUUGUUUGUAAGUGGGUGCUUUCAGAGGUUUUUGAUAGGGUGAAUAUUUUUUGCAGUCUUUGGACCUUUUUCAUUCAUAAAUUUUUUAUGUAGAGUAGGCUGGCUCUGGUCAGCUUGCAUUCAGAUUAUCACAGAAUUGUAGUAUUGGCUAAAUGAGAAAUCACCAUUAUCAGUGAAAUUGAUUUCUUGCAGAGCCAAAAUUCUGAUUUUUGUGACCAAAGAGCCCACCACGUGUUUUGUGACAGAGCUCGUGUCUCCCAGCAGCUGGUCCUUGGCUUUGGCUCUCACAGGGUGUGUGGAGACCAGCCAUCUGGAGCCCAUUUCCCUCAAACCAGAGCUUCCCCCUCUCUUGAAGAUUACAACUGGGGCGAGCCAUUUUCUGCCUCUUCCUCCUCAAAUUUUAAAUAGACACCAUAUUCUUCUCUGCUGGGACCAACUUAUCAUGUAUUGCCGCUCUGCACCUGUGCAAACAGCUGCUGUGUUUUCCAUCAUAAAAACAGCUGCAUUUGGCAGGGAAGCACAGGACUGUACUCGGUAGCUGCACCUUAAUCCAGUGCUAAAUUAUUUAGGUGUGCUUAACCUGAGAUACCCGGAGCGCCGUGGAAUUCCUAAUAAGGGCUUCUGCAGUCAUUGCUGUAAAAGGUCAUCUUCUCAUUUCUCCUGUGAUUGCAGGUCAGAAAUCUUAAAAUGUAGCAAUUACAUUUUAAAAAUGUGUGAAAUUACAAAGAAAUUAAAUUGUGCCAAAUUGAUUCCUAUACCCCACAGAUAACCACUAAUUAAAGUUUUGAUGUAAAGUUUUGCCUGUA
Messenger RNA from Miniopterus natalensis, 5667 nucleotides. The record is from RefSeq and is a predicted model, not a curated record. NCBI's taxonomy places the organism in Eukaryota, Metazoa, Chordata, Mammalia, Chiroptera, Miniopteridae.